Messenger RNA from Amphibalanus amphitrite, 2113 nucleotides. RefSeq names its product acid phosphatase type 7-like. The transcript has 9 exons. Gene Ontology annotation, molecular function: metal ion binding; acid phosphatase activity. Bases 320 to 1753 code for a protein of 477 amino acids. The record is from RefSeq and is a predicted model, not a curated record. Lineage: Eukaryota; Metazoa; Arthropoda; Thecostraca; Balanomorpha; Balanidae.
UGUGUCACCACAUUAGCCGCAAAAUCUUGAAUUGACAAAUAUAAUAGCUCAUCUGGCAAAAUUUAGAAUCAGUAAAUUUUCUUGCUUCUUAUAUUUUUUACCUGUAUAGAGCACAAUAUCAGAAAUCACGCCUGUUUCAAGGAUGGCCUGUGUUACCAAGCGCUAGCAGAUAUCAAACCACGCCGCGGUCGAGGAUGGCGGACAGCCUGGGUGUGACGUAUGCGGAACCGUCCGCUCGUUCUCACGAUAGCUGAGGCGGACUGUGCCGACUGGUCCGGUACCCUGGUGAACGCAUCCAGCCCUAUCUUCAGCCGGGCGUAUGUGUCGCGUCGUGGAGGGAGCUCUGUCAGCAGUCGGCACCCAGAGUUCAAACAGACAGGAGCACACAAACAUCAUGUUUUCCUAUCGUAAUUUACUGUCCCGAUCACCGCUGUUUCUGCUGCUGGUGGCGGCUGUUCUGCUGGGAGGAGUGUGUUCGGUAGCCGACAACAGCGGCGCCGAACAAAUUCACCUGUCCUUCACCGAUGACGUCACCACCAUCCAGGUCACCUACAGCACCUUCCAGCCGGUGAAGGCCUCGGCCAGAUACGGAAGAGACCAGCCCGACACACUGGUGGAAGGAGUUUCCACUCCAUUCGCUCAGGAUGACAACGGAACUCAUCUCCAGUACAUAAAUCGCGUGUCUCUGACCGGUCUGUCGCCGGGGGAGCGGCACGUCUACCAGGUGCUCGGUCCGGCCGGAUGGUCCGAGGUGUUCUGGUUCCGACCCAUGCAGCAGGGAAGCGACUGGAGCCCCCGGCUGGCCGUCUAUGGAGACCUGGGCAUGGUGAACGGUGUUGCGCUGCCGUUCAUUGUGAACGACACCUACGAUGAGAUGUACGACGCGGUGCUGCACGUCGGCGACUUUGGGUACGACAUGUACGACCAGGAGGGCGAGGUGGGCGACACGUUCAUGCGUCAGAUCCAGCCGGUGGCCGCCCACCUGCCCUACAUGACCUGUCCCGGAAACCACGAGCAGUACGCCAACUUCUCCAACUACAAAAACAGGUUCAGUAUGCCUGGUGGGACGGAAAGCAUGUACUACAGCUUCGACAUGGGUCCUGUCCACUUCAUCUCAAUAUCUACCGAGUUCUACUACUUCACCGGCUACGGCACAGACCAGGCGUUCUCGCAGUAUAACUGGCUGGUCUCCGACCUCGAGGCAGCCACUGAGCCGUCAGCCCGAGCCGCCCGACCGUGGAUCGUCCUGUACGGACACCGUCCCAUGUACUGCACCAACCGGGACGAGGAUGACUGUACCAAGGUGCAUGACAGGGUCAGAGUGGGCGCUCCAGACCUGGAACCGCCAAUUCCCGGUCUGGAGGACCUGCUGAUGCAGUACGGAGUCGACCUGGCCGUCUGGGGCCACGAGCACUCGUACGAGCGCAUGUGGCCGCUGUAUAACUACAGGAUCUACAACGGGACGGACGACAAUCCGUACCGUAACCCGGGCGCGCCCGUACACAUCGUCACCGGGUCAGCGGGCUGCCAGGAGAAUCUGUCCCCAUUCUCCAUCAAGAUGCCGUGGACGGCCUUCCGGAGUCUGGAGUACGGCUACUCCCGCUUCACGUUCCACAACGCCACCCACAUGUCCAUCGAGCAGGUGGAGACCACCCAGGAGGGCGCCACAGCCGUCAUCGAUGAGGUCACGGUGGUCCGGGAGUCGCACGAACCCUACGAGCUGCUGCAGAAGACCGAGCGCGGCUAUCUGUAGGAUAGUGGUCACUGUUCUGUCUAUUGCAACCACUGAACGUGCUUCGCUAACCCUGGGCGAUUGAUAUGAAAGUUACACUAGCCUAUUGUGGGUAUUUUUAGUGAUUGAAUGGCAUAUUACGGGCCACCGCCGGCCACGGACGGCGACCGUAGCGCCACCUACCAGUCUGGCUCUAAACUACCAAGGAGCCGAAGCGUUCAUGGAAUACUAUUUAUUAGAAAGAAGAACAGCCAGCUGUCGCUACUUGAAAGAUUCAUACAAGGUUUUAUUUUGAAAGUCCAUACAGUAGCUUGGACACGCGGAAUGACUCGUCUCUGAAGUAGGUAUCUUGGAUGUGGCAAAAUACAAAAGAAAUAGGUA